AUUUAGGUAGCAGUGGGGAAAAGAAAAUGGAAUCCAAUGCUAGCAUGGUAGCUCAACAAAUCUAACAAUUAACUGGAAAUCGUAACAUACAUCUAAGGUUUGCUGCCUACUGCUGUCGGCAUGGACUCAAUAGAACAGACCAAUGCACUUAAUGAUGAUGGUAGUUCAGGUACAACAGACGGACAACAGAGCCAGUCAAGCGGGGCGGACUCUGGCACCAGGCCGUCCUUGUCGCAGGUUAAAAAGUCCUGGGGAUUCAGAAGGACAACCAUUGCUCAGCGGGAGUUCAUGGAGGAGGUCGGAGAUGUAAGCUACAGUCCCCCGCUGGUUCGAAGGGGCAGAAGUCGAAAAGCCAACAAAACACCAGAGACAAACACAGAGUGCAGCACCAAACAGAGAACUCAAACAGCUAGGAGUGUGAUAGAGAACCUGCAGUGGUCUGCCCCUUCCUCACCUGUGUCAGAAGAUAGCAAGGAACCACCCGUGUCAGAAGAUAGCAAGGAACCACCAGAGACAUCUGCUGGAGGGGCCUUUGAUCCCAGCUUAUGGCAGGACUUUGGAUCUGCUUUCCACACUGCCUUCUCUCUGCUUGGUGGCGAUGAAGGCCUGACAUUCACAGAUGCACUUGCAGUUCCUGAUUUUUUGGGGCCUGCUAAUGAAAUUGAGCCCGCUGAUCCACAGGCUGUAGAAGACAAUGAGGUCCCUGAUGAUGUGGAUGACAUGGAGGUUACACAGCCUCAGGCUCCUGAAAUGGACGAUACACAGCCUCGUGCCCCUGACAGUGUCGCAGAGAGACAGAGCGAUUAUAUGGUUGUGGUCUCUAGUCAAGAAGAGGACAGUGAUGAACUUAGUCUGUUGCAGAUAAAAGAGCGGCUGGCCACCAGCAGCAGACAGGAAGACUCAAAGACUCGAGGUGGGAAGGGGGGAAGAGGAAAAGCUAGGGGGAGAGGGAGAGGCAGGGGAAGAGGUAGAGGAAAAGGGAAAGGGAAAGGUAGAGGCAGGGGCAGGGCAGCGGAGCUUCAGGCGAUCAUUGCGGACUGUGAGGAGAUGGAUGAUGAUGACGUGAUGGUUGUCGAUGCAGAUGAGCGGCACGAUUUACACGAGGAGAGCACCCAAAAUGAUCCGCGGAGCCCUCCAGAAAUGGAAUCAACAACUGACCGCUUUGAUAUAACUCUGAAUGCUGCUCUGCAGUCAGUCAGCGCAGACUGCAUGAUCUUAGACGGUGAUUUUAGCCAAAGCGGUGCUGGAACCCGUGGCCAGUUUGAUGAUGCACCAGAUGAGAAGGAGGGAGAGGAAGGCAGGAAACAGGGGGAGACUAUAGGAGAGCUUCCAAGCGUAACAGAGAGUAAGGGACAUGACUCCGCCAUGUGCUUCGUCUGCAGCCAAACACACAUGAAGAGGUUCAUGAUCUGCUGUAACAGCUGCCAGGAGUGGUUUCAUAGUGCCUGUGUUGGUAUCAGUGAGACACAGGAAUGGACGAUAGAAGAGAAGGAACAGGAGUACACGUGUUUAACCUGUACUACAACGAGGCAGACCAUCAUCCACUUAGAGUCUCACCUUGAGCCAGACCUUAGCUUUCCUGAAUGUCUGACACUAAGUCCUCCUGAAGUGGGAUUGGAGCAACAAGAGGAGCAACAGCAAGCUGUCAAGGAGGCUGUUUUAGUGGAGGAGAGGGAAGAAGAGAGGGAAGCUCCGCAGACAAGGCCUGAAGCGGAAGCUGAGGGUGACCCUGAAGCUGAAGUGGAAGCUGAAGCCGAACCUCAGAGCGAGAUGGAGACGGACGGUUCUCUCGGUCUGUGCACAGGGCCUGGCUGCGCAAAACAAGCGCUGCCGGACUCUGUUUACUGCGGCACCGACUGCAUCCUCCAGCAUGCCGCUAUUACUAUGAAGACUCUUUCCAGCGCUGAGGUGUCUAAAUCCAAACGACCACAGAGGAAAGCUGCAGCAGUCAAACCUGCAAAGGCUCAAAGCUCGCACCGAACAUCUAAGAGGUUGUCGAGAAAAGCUUUGGAGGAUGCUGAGGAAGUGGAGAUGAAGGAGGAGCACGCAGAGCGGGAGGAGCCGUCUGCUUCUCCUAAAACCUGUGACCCCAGUCUCACAGAUGUUAUGUCAGCUUCCAUACCGUCAUCUAGCCUAAACACCACGUCUGACGAGACCAGUGACAAGCCAGAAAUCGACACUGAGACCAUAACUCCUAAACAAGUUCUGGAGGAGCCCCCAAAAGAUGCUCCUCUGCUUUCCCAGCCUGUAACGGAGGAACCCCCAUUACAGAAUCUGUCUCAGGAAAAAGAACCUGAAAAUACCGAUGUGUCUGAUCAGCAAACCGCGGCAGAAGGGGCCUCAACACCCGCCACACCUGAAAAAUCGGAUCACCCUCCAGCCACACAAGCCCCAUCCACUUCAGCUGUUCGAUAUCAUGAGAUGGGUGCCCUAAUUGUCAAAAAGACCACAUAUGUAAUACCAAAGAAACAGCCGGUAUCUCAGGCUCCAUGCAGCCAGCCGUCCCAGAAAACGUCUUCAGUUCCCACUCUGCUGAAUGAAACCCGUAAUCUGCUGGUGCCUCCAGCACCCAGUGCGCCGUCCUCCAGACCCUCUCAGCCCAAUAACCAGGUCCGACAGAGCAUCCAGCGCUCUCUUACCACCAUCCUCUUCAAGAGGGUAAGCGAUUGUGAAGAUCUGGAGAUGCCAGAGAGAGAAGUUGUGAAACUUGUCGCUGGCAUUGAGAAGGAAAUGUUUGACAUAUUCCGAAAUACAGACAGCAAAUACAUGAACAAGUAUAGGACAAUAAUGUUCAACCUAAAAGACCCAAAAAAUAAGGGCUUGUUGUAUCGAGUUGUAAAUGGAGAAAUUGGUCCAUUCAGACUAGUGAGAAUGACCCAGAAGGACAUGCAGGCUACUAAGGCCCCUGAACCGACCACUAAGGAAACUACUCAGGUUAAAGUUGAAGCUGCUGAGGGGACAAAUAUAACGAAGCCUGAAGCUGUGAAGAUUGAUUUGCCCAGUUAUAAUCCUGUGAGACCCGAAAAGAAAUCUGAGAGCACGGUUUUGAUGGAUUCUCCUGCCUCCCCAACAUUAGAGUCUCCUGCUUCCCCCAUCAUGGAGUCCCCUGCCUCUCCAACCCCAGAGAGCUGCACAGUACCUGCACCGAGGAGAGCAUACACACCAGUCGUGGUCCCCACUGUCUCCACUGUAACGAUCACAAGACGUGAUCCUCGAACGGCGGCAAACAGGUUCACAGCUUCCCCGGGUGGCAACUCCAGCCUCGGUAACAGCAUUACCAAACAAGCAUCUCCUUACGUCGCUAUAAAAGGCAGCCCGACCUCUAGCUCUACACCACCGCCUUCAUUACCACCACCGAAAGCAGCACCCAAAUCAAUCUUAAUGAAGCCGUCCUCUUCUGCUGAUCCAAGACUUUAUAGUGCAUCCUCGAGAGCCACAGUCUCUCAAACCUCAACCGAUGGUGACACUCCACAGUUCCUAGCUAAACAGGGCAUACUUUGGAAAGGCUUUCUAAACAUGCUCACGGUGGCUAAGUUUGUGACGAAGGGAUAUCUGGUCUCAGGAUCUGCUGAAAGUCUUAAAGCGGAUUUGCCUGACACAAUACAGAUUGGGGGGCGAAUCCCACCUGAAACUGUGUGGGACUAUGUUGAAAAACUAAAGACCUCAAUUACAAAGGAAUUGUGUGUGAUCAGGUUUCACCCUGCAACCGAGGAGGAAGAGGUGGCCUAUGUGUCCCUUUUUUCCUACUUCAGCAGCAGAGGCCGUUUUGGUGUGGUUGCCAACAUCAGUCGCUCCAUCAAAGAUGUAUAUCUUGUCCCUCUUGGUGCAAAUGAAUCCAUUCCAUCCAUACUACAACCUUUUGAUGGUCCAGGCCUUGAAAAGAACCGACCCAAUCUUCUUUUGGGUCUAGCGAUUGUCCAGAAGUUAAAGCGUCCAGGAAGCUUGCCUCAGGGGGUUGAAGAGAAGAAACUCAAAGUUAACAUGUCCAAAGACCCUAUGUGGAUCCCUAAACCACCAGUCCUCUAUGGUUCGGACAAGUUUGACGUAUUCAAACCAUAUGAUCCAGAGACUGCAGAAGGCAAAGGUCCUCACCUAAAAGACGGAGUCAUCGAGAAAGGGACCACAGAAGCCCAUCAAGAAGGUCACAGAGGCGUUCUCACUCUCAUUCUAGGAGACACGGAGACAAGGAUAGACACAGAAGAAGUGAAAGAGACAGGUCACGGCACAGAACCAGAGAUCCGACUGAAUAUUCGGGACACCAUCGGAAGGACCAUACUACUAGUAGACAUUCUCACAGGCGGAGAAGAUCCUCAUCUUCCCCAAGAAAAAAGCACUCUGUGUCCCUUUCACCAAAACGCCACAGGGGACCCCCUUCACAAGUCAUCGAUAAAACAAAACAUGGAAGUCCAAGCAAUCCUCCUGAGACUGUAA
Molecule: messenger RNA, 4431 nt
Organism: Fundulus heteroclitus (mummichog)
Lineage: Eukaryota; Metazoa; Chordata; Actinopteri; Cyprinodontiformes; Fundulidae
Product: death-inducer obliterator 1
Exons: 16
Coding region: 121-4431 (1436 amino acids)
Biological process (GO): DNA-templated transcription
Cellular component (GO): nucleus
Source: RefSeq, a predicted model, not a curated record